GAUGAUGUGCGCCGUCAAUGAUGUGUCAUCGGUUGUGUGAGGAGAUGCAGAGCGGUGUGUGAUGUGGAAAUUUUCAUUGCAAAUGCUCUCCUCCAGUAUUGUGUGAGAUUUCUUUGGGGGAACAGAGUGCGGCCACAUCUCCGGCAACAAUGGCAUCACGCGGUGGACCAAUGGUCACCGGUACAGACGGAGCGGAUUUUCAGCAUCGACAGCGUGUCUCUGCCAUUUACCAAAUCAGUGCAAUCAACAAGUCACGUCUCAAGUACUGCAUCUUCUUCCACUACCUCCUCUUUUUUGCCAUGCUGGCGAAAUUGUGUUCAGAUAUUCUGGAUCGUCUGGACAUUUUUAUUCUUGAAAUUGAGGAACUCCAGGUGCCGGAUCCGCUGUGGUGGGAAUACAUUUGGUGCCUGUCGAUUGUUACAUCCUUCAUUGGGUUGUCCGCUGCAAAGGGGAAUCGCAUUAGGGAUAUGCAAAAGUACAUAAUUGCCCUUACUGUCUUCGGAAUUUUGCCCUUCAUCUAUGGCCUUGCGUACUACAUGAGUGAUGUCGUUGACUACCUAACAUUCGACAGUGAUGGAGAUGUUGAUAUUGAAGAUACGGACAUUUUCUUCUGGCAGGGACUUCCUUAUGGACUCCUGUGGUACGCCUUCAUUCUCGUUGGCAUGCAAAUUCACGGCUUCUCCAUCUAUUUUGCAUGGAAUCUAAUAAAGGCCUGGCAAUCACGAAGUGCUGCCCGGAAAGUACAAUAAAAUCCUCCUCACAGUGGCAACCACGUUCCUCUCAGUCGAGAUUUUUUUGAAAAGCAUAAAUGACAAAAUAAUGUCUUGAAGAAAGUCAUCUUCAUUAGGAAUUGUUCAAUUGAAAAUAUUUCGUGUUCAAUGUUAUAGAUGUUGUCGAAGAAAGUAAUCAUGUCGAUCUUUUUGGGAUAUUCAUAGAGGCUGAAGAGAAGUUGAUGAGAUUACUGAUUAAUUAUUUUGAGAGGGAAAUUAUUAACAAAGGAUUUUUCGUUGAGAUAAUGAAAGAGAAAUAAAAUGAAGGAGAUUAUUCACUUUUUCUCGUGAAAUGACUUAUGAGUGAAAAUUUUAAGAAGUUUAAAAAAUAUUCAAGAAAAGUUAACAGACUUUAUUUGUUACUAAAGGAUUAGUCCAGACUGGAAUUUAUUUAAUUUUUGUUGCAUAAAACAUUCAUCUUUUAUCGAUGUUUUCAAGACAUAAAUAUGAAAAAAGAAGCAAUGAAGCAUAUGCUUUGUACAUUUUAAAAGAAACUAACUGAGGUGAAAUGAAUAUUGAGAAAGUUCUUAAAUUCUCUUGAAGUUUUUUUCUUUAUUCAUAUAAAUAUGUCAAUGAAGUCAUUACAUACAUCUAAAUGAAUAAACUCCUUUAAAAUAAAUUAAGCUAAAAUACUCAAAGAAAUUUUCAAGAAAGGGUUUCUCCAACAAAAUAAUUUGCAUAAAAAACAUUUUCUCAUCAAUUUUUCUGCCUAAGUCAUUAGAAAAAAAAAAUUCUCUGUGUAUCACAAUCUAUGUAAAAAAAAAUGACACAAAAAACCCCAAAUAUCCCCUUAAAGAAAAAAUACUUAAAAUCGAAUUUUAUUGACAUUAAAAAAAAUCAACCAAGAUGUUUUUGCAAAAGGAAUUAGUGCCUGAAAAAUUAAAGGAAUGGAUAUUGGAAUAGAUUUUUGCAAAAACAUAACAUUUUGAAAUAUUAAAAAAACUGAGAAUUUGGUGCUUUCUUUGAUAAAUCCAAGAUCUAUAUACAAACUCUUUUAUUUGGUAAAUGGAAAUAAAAAUUAAUGGUGUUAUAAUAAUAAACUGUAAACUGAUUGUAAAAGUCUCAAGGAUGUGGACAAUUUAGAUUGAAAAUAUUUGUCUAGUGGAGCAAUUUUUCUUGUAUCUAGGGAUUGUUUUGCGUUUAAUAAAAAUGGAGAAAAAUGUAGAAAUAAAA
Lutzomyia longipalpis is the source of this 1943-nucleotide messenger RNA. RefSeq names its product protein jagunal (gene jagn). The record is from RefSeq and is a predicted model, not a curated record. Gene Ontology annotation, cellular component: endoplasmic reticulum membrane. Lineage: Eukaryota; Metazoa; Arthropoda; Insecta; Diptera; Psychodidae. Bases 150 to 749 code for a protein of 199 amino acids. Gene Ontology annotation, biological process: endoplasmic reticulum organization; vesicle-mediated transport. The transcript has 3 exons.